Messenger RNA from Mastomys coucha (southern multimammate mouse), 1576 nucleotides. RefSeq names its product protein tyrosine phosphatase non-receptor type 18 (gene Ptpn18). Bases 71 to 1438 code for a protein of 455 amino acids. Gene Ontology annotation, cellular component: nucleus; cytoplasm. Gene Ontology annotation, molecular function: non-membrane spanning protein tyrosine phosphatase activity. The record is from RefSeq and is a predicted model, not a curated record. Gene Ontology annotation, biological process: peptidyl-tyrosine dephosphorylation. The transcript is spliced from 15 exons. NCBI's taxonomy places the organism in Eukaryota, Metazoa, Chordata, Mammalia, Rodentia, Muridae.
CCCGCCCACAGCGUCUAAACUCUCUGGGUCGGAGCGCUCCUGGUGGAGACCUCGCGAGCGGGUCGCUAGCAUGAGUCGCCACUCGGACCUGGUGAGGAGCUUCUUGGAGCAGCUGGAGGCCCGGGACCACCGGGAGGGGGCAAUCCUCGCUCGUGAGUUCAGCGACAUUAAGGCCCGCUCAGUGGCCUGGAAGACUGAGGGUGUGUGUUCCACUAAAGCCGGCAGUCGACUUGAGAACACGAGGAAGAACCGCUACAAAGACAUUGUGCCUUAUGAUGAGACAAGAGUCAUCCUUUCCCUGCUCCAAGAGGAGGGACAUGGAGAUUACAUCAAUGCCAACUUCAUCCGGGGCACAGAUGGAAGCCAGGCCUACAUUGCGACGCAAGGACCCCUGCCUCACACUCUGUUGGACUUCUGGCGCCUGGUUUGGGAGUUUGAGGUCAAGGUGAUCCUGAUGGCCUGUCAAGAGACAGAAAAUGGACGGAGGAAGUGUGAACGCUACUGGGCCCGCGAGCAGGACCCUCUACAGGCUGGGCCUUUCUGCAUCACCCUGACAAAGGAGAGUGCCCUGAAUGCAGACAUCACUCUCAGGACCCUCCAGGUUACAUUCCAGAAGGAAUCCCGCUCUGUGCACCAGCUACAGUAUACGUCCUGGCCAGACCAUGGGGUUCCCAGCAGUUCCGAUCACAUUCUCACCAUGGUGGAGGAGGCCCGUUGCCUCCGAGGACUUGGACCUGGACCCCUCUGUGUCCACUGCAGUGCUGGCUGCGGUCGAACAGGUGUCCUGUGCGCUGUUGAUUACGUGAGGCAGUUGCUGCUGACCCAGACAAUCCCUCCCAACUUCAGCCUCUUCGAAGUGGUCCUGGAGAUGCGGAGACAGCGGCCUGCGGCAGUGCAGACAGAGGAGCAGUACAGGUUCCUGUACCACACAGUGGCUCAGCUCUUCUCCCGCACUCUCCAGAACACCACCCUCCACUACCAGAACCUCAAGGAGAACUGUGCUCCAAUCUGCAAGGAAACCUUCUCCCUCAGGACCUCCUCAGCCCUGCCUGCCACAUCCCGCCCACCAGGUGGGGUUCUCAGGAGCAUCUCGGUGCCUGCACCCACGACCCUUCCCAUGGCCGACACUUACGCUGUGGUGCAGAAGCGUGGCACUCCGGCGGGCACGGGGCCGGGGACACGGACGCCGACGCCCAACAGCGCGGACACGCCGAUCUACAGCCAGGUGGCUCCACGUGCCCAGCGGCCGGUGGGACACACGGAGGAUGGACAGGGGACAACGGCACUGGGCCGAGUUCCUGUGGAUCAAAACCCUUCCGGACCUGAUGCCUAUGAAGAAGUAACAGAUGGAGCGCAGACCAGUGGGCUGGGCUUCAACUUGCGCAUUGGAAGGCCCAAAGGGCCACGGGAUCCUCCAGCAGAGUGGACUCGGGUGUAACGAGGGCUGUGCCAGUUACGGCCUGUCACUUGAUGGUGGCUGGACUUCUGGAACCACCGUGCUGCUGUGCAGUAUGUUAUGUAUGAGAGGGACUUGUGGGCCUGAAUCGAAAUAAAAGUUACUCAGGGCAGAAAAAAA